Messenger RNA from Ilex paraguariensis (yerba mate), 265 nucleotides. NCBI's taxonomy places the organism in Eukaryota, Viridiplantae, Streptophyta, Magnoliopsida, Aquifoliales, Aquifoliaceae. The record is from the annotation of a GenBank genome assembly.
GCCAUUUGAUGCCCCGAUUGCUGCUUCAGUCACCACUCCUAAUUCAAAUCAACCAUGGACUGUGGGAAUAGUCUCUGAGGUGUUGAGAUCCAUACCGAGAUUCUUUUUCCAAUCAACAAGAUCAAUUGGUCGUCAAAAGGGCUUCCGACACCGUACUCCUCUCAGGCAGAGAAGCAUUGGAGAAGAACACAGUAAAGCUCGCAAAGGCGNAAUGUUGGCAUUGCUGAAUAGUGCAUUGGAGAGCAUACUCUGGAGAACGGCUUAG